Messenger RNA from Choloepus didactylus (southern two-toed sloth), 1960 nucleotides. RefSeq names its product solute carrier family 25 member 40 (gene SLC25A40). Gene Ontology annotation, biological process: mitochondrial transmembrane transport. The record is from RefSeq and is a predicted model, not a curated record. The transcript is spliced from 12 exons. Lineage: Eukaryota; Metazoa; Chordata; Mammalia; Pilosa; Megalonychidae. Bases 545 to 1570 code for a protein of 341 amino acids.
AAUCUGUCUGGCGCGCCCUGCCUUCACAGGCCCCUCCUCGCGCCGCGCGCCUCGCCCCCACGGGCUGCGUCUUCGCCCACACCCCCUCCCCCAUUGCGAUGCCCUCUCUACUUCAGACCCUACUUGUCCUCGCGCUUCUGGUCCCGGCGCACCUUCGUACAGUCUUGGUGGCUGGUGUUGACCGAACCUAGUGGAUGCAGUUACUGCUGGAGGCCGGCCCAACCCACCACCAGGGUCGUUCCCGCCCUUUAGGGUUGCCGCGACCGCCUGCUCUCCAGCCGCCUCUUCCACCAGGUACGCUAAUUUCCGAAGGUUCGGAUGUCUGGGAAACUGGAAGCGCGGUGGCUGGGCGCACCUCAAAUUUAGCUUCGGGCCGCAGGGCCGUGGCGGUAGCCUUGGCCGGGCAGCGGUGGGCCCUAGUCCGUCCCGGAUCGCAGAGCGUGGUUUCCAGGCUUUCAGAUACUGAUGUUACAAACAAUAAAAUAUUGGAGCAUCGAGUUGAGGAAAAGACUUAAACCAGGUUUUUCUUCAGUUAGUUAAAAACAUGGAUCCUAAGGCAGUGGGACCAGAGACAAUCCAAGUGACACCUCUUCAACAAAUGCUUGCCUCUUGUACUGGAGCUAUAUUGACUUCGCUAAUGGUGACUCCCUUGGAUGUUGUUAAAAUUCGACUCCAGGCUCAAAACAAUCCAUUUCCUAAAGGAAAAUGUUUUGUGUAUAGUAAUGGACUCAUGGAUCAUCUGUGUAUCUGUGAAGACGGAGGCAACAAAGCAUGGUAUAAGAAGCCAGGACGUUUCCAGGGAACGCUGGAUGCCUUUUUGAAAAUCGUUCGAAAUGAGGGCAUAAAAUCCUUGUGGAGUGGCCUUCCACCUACACUAGUGAUGGCAGUUCCUGCAACAGUUAUUUAUUUUACUUGCUAUGAUCAGUUAACUGGUUUUCUAAGAUAUAAACUAGGAGAAAAUGAAAGUCGCACACCAAUUAUUGCUGGAAUUGUAGCCAGAUUUGGUGCAGUAACUGUGAUAAGUCCAUUAGAAUUGAUUAGAACCAAGAUGCAGUCUAAGAAGUUUUCUUACAAGGAAUUGCAUCAAUUUGUCAGCAAGAAAGUAUCUGAAGAUGGUUGGAUUUCCCUUUGGAAGGGCUGGACUCCUACUAUUCUUAGAGAUGUACCUUUUUCAGCAAUAUACUGGUAUAACUAUGAAGUUUUAAAGAAGUUGUUGUGUGAGAAAUACAGUUUAUAUGAGCCAACAUUUAUGAUCAACUUUACUUCAGGGGCAUUGUCUGGUUCGAUUGCAGCUGUUGCAACUUUACCAUUUGAUGUGGUAAAAACACAAAAACAGACACAACUUUGGAUAUAUGAAAGUCAUAAAAUUUCAGUGCCUUUACAUAUGUCAACCUGGGUUUUAAUGAAGAACAUUGUUGCUAAAAAUGGAUUUUCUGGAUUAUUUACAGUAAUUUCUCCUUUGUUUCUAAAUCAUAAUCCUAAUUUUAAAAUAAAAUUUUGUUAUCCUUAUUUGAGAUAUUGCAAAAGAUUUUCCAGGAGUCACAACCAUUGCAUAUUCUUAUUCUUGUAAGGGGAAAAGACAAUAUUCUUUAGCACUGGAAGCAACAAUCUCUGAGAAUUUGAUAUGUAUACAUUUCAGUGUAACUUAAUCUUAUUGGAUUGUACCAGAUACCUUAGAACUUUUUGAAUUGUAUGCUGAAUAAUGUCCAGAGUCUAGAAAGAAAAAGCCCAAGUUUUUUAUGCACAUUUAAAUCAUGUUCGGAGAUAUUUAAGCAUUUCAGUAGAGAACAGAAGGCAGGCAGUCAAUAAGUAACAUUAGUCACAUUUGCCAAAUAUUACUGUGCCAGUUUGAAUGUAUUAUGUCCCCCAAUCGCCAUUAUUUUUGAUGUAAUCUUGUGUGGGCAGACAUAUCAGUGUUAAUUAGAUUGUAAUUCUUUGAGUAUUUCCAUGGAGAUGUGCC